UGUCAACAGAAAAAUGCUCACACAAUGGAGCAGUUUUUGAAGCUAACCUGUAUAGUGAUCAUGUGAAACGUGAACCGUACAAAACCAUUAUUAACGCAAUACAGGUUCAGGUUCACGACGGCCCUGCUUUUGAAGCGUUCUUUCAGUGUAUGUCUGUAUGUAUAUGUUUUGUAGUGUCUUGAUUUUUGUGGGCACCCGUUGAUUGGCACGACAGCUGAAACGUCAUUAGCUUAAGCCCUCUACGCACCUUUUGUUCACAAUUGCGGCACGUACACGUGACAUGACGGUUUGACUGUGUUUGUGUUUGACAGUUUUAUGAUGAGAAGGUGAGAACCUGAGAAAGAUUUCGGUAUUCCGUGACCUAGAUACUAAAGAAGAACAACUGUUAUGAAAUAUUAUGAAAAUUGGACGAUACAUUUUGUUUUAUAAAGAAAACAGUUAGGAUUACAUAACACUAUAAUACAGCAAUCAUGUAUGUAUUUUGAACUGUAUUUAAUAGCACGCCUAACAUCACUAAUGAAGGUUAAAAGGUAAACCUGCUUCUAGAGAUCACUUUUUCGUAUUUAUUUCAUAAACAGCUUGAUGUCUCGUGCCCAAGACAUAGCUUCUUUGUUGCGAUCUCUCCAACUGGUAACAGAACAGUCUGUUAAACUACAAUGCCAAAGUAUUAACCAAAUAUGGAAACAUUCAAGCCUCAGAUGUUCAAAUGGAAGUUGUGCUUCUACUUUAAAAUCUGUAGCUGACACAAAAAGUAUUGACAUAGGAAGUACUGGUAAAGAAACUUUAGAACGUAUCUCAGCAGUAGUACAAGGACUGAGGGCUUAUGCUGGGGCAAGAUUGCCUGCAGAUCAUACAGUAAAUAAUGAGGCACAUGUAGAAACAAAGCCGGAACAACCACAUUCUGAAGAACAGAGAACUGUGCAUAAACAUAUAAGAGAGGAUAAAGAGAAAAGUAAAAAGCCAGAAUUUACAAUUAAACUAACUGAUAGUGAUAAGGCGCUUUUAAGGAAGUUAGAUAUGGAACACAGAGCAAGAAUGACAGAAAAGGGUCGAUUACAACAAGAGAAAGAUGUAAAAAGUGAAGUUGAAGAUACUCAAGUGAAAUCACAACAAGCAGAGGAAGAAAAUGCACAAGAAACAAAAGUUAGCUCCAUUCCUAAUCCAAAAUCUAAACAAAAGCUGUCAGAAAAUGCAAAACAGAGGAAAGUACCAUCUACAAGGUUAGGCAGAAUGGUAUCAUUUGGCACCCUAGCAGCAGGUUUAGGCUUAGGGACUGCAGCAGAGUAUGCAAAAAGGACAUUGGGCAUUGGUGAGGCAGAACCAGAUGCAUCAACUCUGUUUCUGAACAAAGCAAAUAUGGAAAGAAUAGCAGAUACAUUGUGUAAAGUUAGAGGUGCUGCUUUGAAACUGGGGCAGAUCUUGAGCAUCCAAGAUGAAUCCAUUAUCAAUCCUGAACUUGCUAAAGCUUUGGAGAGGGUUCGGAAAUCAGCAGAUUUCAUGCCUAAUUGGCAAGUCGAACAGGUAAUGUCUCAAGAGCUAGGGUUUGGUUGGCGAACCUACUUCACUGAAUUUGAAGAAAAGCCGUUUGCUGCUGCAUCUAUAGGUCAAGUACAUCGAGGCACCUUGAUAGAUGGCAGAGAUGUUGCUGUCAAAAUUCAGUAUCCUGGUGUGGCCAAAGGUAUCAAUAGUGACAUCGAGAAUUUGGCUGCUAUCAUGAAAAUGUGGAAUAUCUUUCCGAAAGGUAUGUUCCUAGACAACUUGAUGGUUGUAGCAAAACGUGAGCUUGCAUGGGAAGUUGAUUACGUUAGGGAAUCUGAAUGUACCAAGAAAUUCAAGAAUAUUCUUGAGCCUUACAAAGAAUAUUAUGUCCCUACAGUGAUUGAGACACUGUCCACAAAACAUGUUUUUACUACGGAGCUGUUGGAUGGCAUUCCAGUCGAUCAGUGCUUGGAUCUUGGUCUAGAACAUAGAGAAUACAUUGGAAGCAAAAUAAUGGAGCUAUGUUUGUUGGAAAUAUUGAAGUUUAGAUAUAUGCAGACUGAUCCUAAUUGGGCAAACUUUCUCUAUAAUGCUGAGAAAAAGCAAUUACUGCUAUUGGACUUUGGCGCUAGUAGGGAGUAUUCAAAGCCCUUUAUGGAUCAAUAUGUGCGAAUAUUAAAAGCCGCGUGUGAUGGAGACAGGAAUACAGUUCUCAAUGUAUCUAAGGAUUUAGGCUUUCUAACAGGAUAUGAAAGCAAGGUUAUGGAAGAGGCACAUGUAAACGCAGUGAUGAUACUAGGUGAAGUUUUCAGAAAGAAAGGCAAAUAUGACUUUGGCCAUCAAGAUAUGACUCGAAGAAUACAAAACUUGGCUCAAAUCAUGCUAACCCAUCGACUUUGCCCUCCGCCAGAAGAAGUGUAUUCUCUACAUAGAAAAUUAUCAGGAGUAUUUUUGUUAUGUUCCAAACUGAACAUUACAGUAGAUUGUAGACAACAUUUCAUUAGAUUGUAUGAUGAGUAUGUGUUUGGGUGAACCUUUUUUAUGAAAAGUUACAAGAGCAUGGGAAAAAACGAUCUCUUGAAUGAAGCUCAAAAUCUUAAUAAUUCAAACUAACAACAUAAACCAAGCUUAACAACAUAUACAUGAGAAGGGAAUUAACACCAGAAACAGUACUUAAAUAGCAACAACAAAAAUGAUCUGUGGAAUGCUCUUUUAUCAAACGCUGCAGAAAACUAUCCACUGAAAAUAUCUCCUCACAUCAUUUCGAUUUUACACACACAUAUCUUUAUUUAAAUGCUGGCUCAAAGACGGCAAUGGUUACAUAUAUCAAAUUUCGGCAACAUAUAGUGGAAGAAUAAUGAAUAUAAAUUGUUGUUGAAUUUUGAUGUGUUGUGAUGAAUUUAAUCAAACCGUUGAAUAUACAGCAAAAAACUACCAAUACUUUCCACUUUAACAAAUCAUAGGUUUUAACCUUCCUGUUGAAUAUAGAGAUGAGAUUUUUUGAUAAUAAGAUGUAAUUUCAAAAUCUAAAACUGACCUGCUUCAAAAUUUAUCAUAAGUAUGCAAAAUAAUCAAAAUGGCAAAUUUAUUCCAUUUGGCCAUUCCCUACUUUACUAGAGACAAAGAAAAUAUUUGAAUACGCUCGGGAAGUAUUAAUCUUUUUCAAAGUUUUUACCUGAAACAAUGAUUGUAAAACGGAUACAAACUGUUGCUCACUCAAUAAUGUUUGCUGAAAAAUUUGUGCUGCAUGUCUACAACUAAUAUUUUUUUAACAAUAUCUUACAUUUUUUGUUAUAACUUUUCAACCAACAAGAUAAUGAAAUAUUUUCCAUA
Molecule: messenger RNA, 3312 nt
Organism: Acanthoscelides obtectus
Lineage: Eukaryota; Metazoa; Arthropoda; Insecta; Coleoptera; Chrysomelidae
Source: the annotation of a GenBank genome assembly